CAGUUAUGCACAGUCGGAAAUGGGUUAGAAAACAGUCGUAACCUUGCAUCAUUAAGUCAAAAUUCAUUUCACAGUCUGAGUAUUUGGUAAGAAAUGGAUGUUGGACUUAGAGUGGUUCGAGGCCCAGAUUGGAAAUGGGGCAAUCAAGAUGGUGGUGAUGGAAAUAUUGGAACUGUUGUAGAAAUUGGUAAACUUGGAAGCCCAUCAAGUCCUGAUAAAACAGUAGUUGUUCAGUGGGAUGCUGGAGCUAGGACAAAUUAUCGUGUUGGUUAUCAAGGAGCUUAUGACUUAAGGGUAUGUGAUAAUGCCACUGUUGGUGUGAAGUUUCAAAACAUUGUAUGUGAUGGAUGCAAGUGCCAAGGAAUCUCAGGAAUGAGAUGGAAGUGCCAAUUGUGCAAAGAUUUUGACUUGUGCACAUCUUGUUUUAUGGAAGAUAAACAUGAUCUGGCUCACCCAUUCUCACGCUACGAAAAUUCAUCUUCUUUUGGUGUUGCAUUGGAAAAACGACAAAAUAUGUCUAAAGUUCAGGUCAAAGGUAUAUUCGUAGGGGCCAAAGUCGUCCGAGGUCCUGAUUGGGAUUGGGGAAAUCAGGAUGGCGGGGAAGGGAAAAUUGGAAGAGUCGUCGAUGUUCGCGGUUGGGAUAAUGAAUCUGGUCGCAGUGUUGCCAACGUAGCUUGGGCUUCCUCCGGCUCAACGAAUGUUUAUCGUCUCGGACACAAGGGUAAAGUGGAUCUCAAGUUGGUCCAUGCUGCAGUUGGUGGAUUUUACUAUCGGGAAGCCCUUCCAGUUUUGGGGUUAUCCAGCGAUUCCGCGAGUAGAACUCCGCGGGGUCCUGGCUCACCUGGUGGUGUCCCUGCGUUCAGCGUAGGUGACAAAGUCAAAGUCACCGUUGACGCCGAUCGACUUCGAGAAAUGCAAGAAGGUCACGGAGGAUGGAACCCGCGCAUGGCAGAGUGUAUAGGACACGUCGGAACGGUUCAUCGUGUCACUGAACGAGGAGAUAUUCGAGUUCAAUUCGAUGGCAGCAAUCAACGUUGGACUUUCCAUCCGCGAGCCAUUUAUCGUUUAUCUGCUUUUUCCGUUGGCGAUGCAGUAAGGUUGACGGAUGACAUAGCUCAUGUGAAACUACUGCAGCGAGGCCAUGGAGAGUGGGUGGAUGUAAUGCGGUCGGCUCUGGGGAAAAUCGGAAAGGUGACCAAAGUAUAUGACGACGGUGAUCUAAGAGUUACAGUUGAUGGGCAGACGUGGACACUGAAUCCUUUGUGUCUCACUCCUUUACCCGGUUCGGCGACCGAACUGCACAACACCAUGGCUGCAAGCAUUCGACAGGAACAUAUAAAUCCGCUGGCUUCGUUGCUCUCUCACCUGCUUGUAAGUGGCCCUAAGCAGCCGUUGCAGUUGUCCCCUCUCUCGCAGCCGUCACAACAACCAGGGACGUUUAGCGAAGGCACCGUGGCUGAUCGGCUUGUAAGAGCGGCCGCUCAAGGCCAAUUUAAUAUUUUCGAACAGCUCUUGCUACAGCAUCCUGAUAAAGCCGAUGCCAAAAGCAGUGGGAAGACUUGCCUUCAGGUUGCGUCUCACCAGGGCCACACUGAACUCGUUGGAUUGCUACUGUCCAAGAUGGCAUCGAUGGAGAUUGCUGACGAUGACGGUGAUACAGCAUUACAUUAUGCUGCUUUUGGCAAUCAGCCCGAGGUUAUGGAAUUGCUCAUAAAAAAAGGCGCUGUUAUUGACAGUACAAACCGUGGCCGAUGUACUCCGUUGCAUGUGGCCGUCAACAAGCAAUUUCCCAGUUGUGUUCAAAUGCUUCUCAAAUACGGAUGUGACGUCAAUGUUCAAGAUUCGUACGGAGAUACUGCUCUGCACGAUGCCAUAGGCAAGGAAAAUGCUGACAUUAUCGAAGCUUUGGCUUCGGCAUCAGCCGUUGACUUCACUCUGAGAAACAAGCGAGGUUUCAACGUUCUUCAUCAUGCAGCUCUCAAAGGCAAUUACUUUGCUGCUGAGCGCAUUCUAAUGCGCAGUCGGCAACUUGUCGACGUGAAAAAGGAUGAUGGAUUCGCCGCCCUUCACCUAGCUAGUUUAAAUGGACAUGUUCAGAUGGGAAAACUAUUAUUGGAUCUCGGGCAGUGCUCUGUGGAUACUUUAAACAAUAGAAGACAGACACCACUACUCUUAGCUGUGUCUCAAGGACAUGCUUCUCUUGUCGAGCUUUUAGUGGAAGCCGGCGCGGAUGUAACGGCUGCCGAUGAAGACGGUGAUACCGGAAUCCACGUUGCCUGUCUCAAGUUGCAUUCUCUUCAAGGAGAAGCCAGUCGCACCUUGUCACCCAACAUUUUUAAUAUCCAGCAGUCGUUACAUUCGAACGGUCGAAAUCCAAAUCACACCCUAGCGCUUGCAAUCGCCUGUUAUUUGGUGCAACUUGGAUGUAAUCCGGAAGCCCGGAAUCGCCGGAACAAAACGUGUGCCGACCUCAUUGCCGACGUAUCUGUUUGGGAAACUUUGGUAAGCCACGUUCAUCACCGCCCAUCCCUCUCUCCCCCGUUGGUUGUCGGGGAAGUGGCUACCGAUUGCGAUUCUAUGGUUUGUCCGGUUGAGACAAAAGACAAGGCUGCCUCAACCGUUCAACCAUCACCUCCGUCCAGCGGAUUGGAAUGCAUUGUCUGUUACGAAAGUCCACCCACCGUUCGGUUUGAGCCUUGUGGGCAUAUCGUCACUUGUUUUGAUUGUGCUCUACGGAUGAAAAAAUGUUUGAAAUGUCACAUUGUGAUCGCUCUCAAAUCAAAUUCAGACGGAACUCCAAUAUUAUGUCCAUCGUCUCAACCUAGUGAAGAUAGGUUAAGAUAUUUGGAAUCUCGUAUUGCUGAGAUAGAGGAAACUUACACUUGUUCCAUUUGUAUGGAACGCCGAAGAAAUGUGGCAUUCCUUUGUGGCCAUGGAGCGUGUGACAGCUGCUCGCAAACUUUACGUACUUGUCAUAUGUGCCGUAAAUUGAUAGCUCGUAAAAUUAAUCUGUACUGAACAGAGAACAGGCAGGAAUUGCAAAGUCGAAGUCAAAUUAUAUCUAAAUGGGUCAGCUACCACUUACUUGUAUAAAGUAAUAAGGCAAUCUUUUACUCUAACCUUUCUCCGUUUCACAUUUAAAAAAAAAUACGUGGUAACUUGGCUUUACAAACUGCAAAAAUGGGUCGUCGAAAUCGCGCCUCCUGCACACUUAUCAACGCACUUCAUUGUGUCAAUUUUAAUAUGUAGUCUUUGUUUUUCGUGUACUGUUUUCGGGUUGUAUUUGAGAAUUCGUUGUGCCUUAACCGUUCUACAACAGGCUGACAAUUAUUUCAGAUCUGAAGCCACACGGUACUUAAUUAUUAUUUUGUAAAUUUAAAUAUGUUGUCAAACUAUAAAGUGGCGUGAUACAAAAAUAGUAUGGAUGUAUGAUUUUGUUUGGUGUUUAGUACAAUUCGUACCAUCUUU
Messenger RNA from Daphnia pulex (common water flea), 3468 nucleotides. It is a transcript of the gene mib2, whose product is annotated as E3 ubiquitin-protein ligase MIB2-like. The record is from RefSeq and is a predicted model, not a curated record. Gene Ontology annotation, cellular component: cytoplasm. The transcript has 15 exons. Gene Ontology annotation, biological process: protein ubiquitination. The coding region runs from base 94 to 3018 and encodes 974 amino acids. NCBI's taxonomy places the organism in Eukaryota, Metazoa, Arthropoda, Branchiopoda, Diplostraca, Daphniidae. Gene Ontology annotation, molecular function: zinc ion binding; ubiquitin-protein transferase activity; protein binding.